Pieris napi is the source of this 3572-nucleotide messenger RNA. It is a transcript of the gene Letm1, whose product is annotated as mitochondrial proton/calcium exchanger protein. The record is from RefSeq and is a predicted model, not a curated record. NCBI's taxonomy places the organism in Eukaryota, Metazoa, Arthropoda, Insecta, Lepidoptera, Pieridae. Bases 115 to 2421 code for a protein of 768 amino acids. The transcript has 8 exons. Gene Ontology annotation, cellular component: mitochondrial inner membrane. Gene Ontology annotation, biological process: intracellular monoatomic cation homeostasis. Gene Ontology annotation, molecular function: ribosome binding.
AGGGUUAUCUGUAUAUCUUCUAGAUUGUCAUGGUGCCUAAAGGUUGAAUUUGUUUUUAGUUUUCAUAUUUUUCUUAUUAAUUAAGAAAUAAGCAACAAUAAUAAUAACAACAAGAUGAAUAGAUUGGUAAUGAACCACUGUCGCUGCAUAAAAAAAUCUACUCUAUUAUGGGAAACCAGACAAUAUCAAAAUAUACCCUAUAUAACGCUGUCAAGGUCACUCUGUUAUUACACCACACAACCACUGAAGUUGCAGCAUGUUAUCACUGAUAAACCAUCAAAUACAACAAUAUUUUCUCCAUUUUAUUUAAGACACCUAUCUACUAGCAAGUGUUAUUUAGAAAAGGAACCAUUGAAACCAUCUUCAAAAGUUGAAACAACAGUAGUUACAAUAAAAAAAGAAAUUGAAGAAAAAGAAAAGCUUCCAAAGAAACAAGAGCCGAAAAAGAGUUUAAAAGAAAAAAUUAUGACAGAACUCAGGCAUUACUAUCAUGGUUUCAGAUUAUUAUUCAUAGAAGUGCGCAUUUCAGCAAGUUUGUUGUUUAAGAUACUAAGAGGAAAGUCUUUAACAAGAAGAGAACAUAGGUUGUUAGUCACAACAAUUGGAGAUCUCUUCAGAAUGGUACCGUUUAUUGUGUUUAUUGCAGUGCCAUUCUUAGAAUUUGCACUACCACUUUUCAUCAAAUUAUUUCCCAAUAUGUUACCAUCUACAUUUGAAAGUACCAGCCAAAAGGAAGCAAAGUUAAAACAACAUUUGAAGGUAAAGCUUGAGAUGGCUAAGUUCUUUCAAGAAACAUUGGAUCAAAUGGCACCCCAAGCUGGAAAUAGACAUUCUGAAUUAGCCAAGGAAUUCUCUUUAUUCUUUACUAAAAUAAGAACUUCUGACGAUGUAGCUACUAGUGAGGAUAUUAUGAAGUUUUCAAAACUGUUUGAAGACGAAAUAACACUUGAUUCCUUACAAAGACCUCAUCUUGUUGCACUGUGUAAAGUAUUAAAUGUGUCAACAAUUGGUACAAGUGCAAUGCUAAGGUUUAAUCUGAGAAUGAAAUUGCGUUCUUUAGCCGCAGAUGACAAUAUGAUAGCUAAAGAAGGUGUUGACAGUUUGAAUUUUAGUGAACUACAACAAGCUUGCCGGGCUAGAGGGAUGCGUGCUUACGGUGUGUCUGAGGAGCGUUUACGAAAAGAAUUACGGAAUUGGUUGGACUUAUCACUGAAUGAAAAAGUUCCACCAUCUCUAUUGUUGCUCUCUAGAGCUCUGAUGGUGCCAGAGCAUGUUCCCACAACAUACAAGUUAAAAGCUACAAUUUCGGCUCUACCAGAGCAUGUAGUUAUGCAAACUAAGGCGGCAAUUGGCGAAAAAGAGGGCAAAGUUGACUUCAAGACUAAAAUGGAAGUUAUUCGACUUGAGGAAUUGAGAAUUAAAGAGGAAAACAAAGAAUUAUUGGAAGCAGAGAGAGAAAAGCAAUUGCUUGAAACCAAGAAACAGCAAAAGGAGGAACUUAAGGAUAAGGCUCCCAUUCUUCAAGAUAUUAAUUCAGUGUUAGUGGACACUGCACCAGUUAUUGCUGUUGACACUCCAAAGCCGAAGACAGAUGAAGGAUUAUCAGCCAAGGACAUUGAGGUUAUUGACGAUGCUUUGGAAAAAUUAGCUGAACAAAAGAAGUCUUUGCUUUUGGAGAAGGAAAGUAUUCAAGAGCUGAAGACUGAACUUUUGGACUAUAGCGAGGAUGUUAAAGAAAUGGACGAGAUUGUGAAGAGCAAACAGGCCGAUAUUAAACUUACCAAGGGAGCAAGGAGAUUAUACCGUGCCGUCAACAAUAUGAUAAGCAAAUUGGAUGCGGUUUUAGUAGAACUUGAUAAUAAAGAAAAGGCUCUCAAAACCACAUUGGAGCAAACGAAAUCCGAACCGGAAAAGGCAAAGGAGCAUUUGAUCCAGAUCGAUGAGCUGAUGCAUUCCAUUAAAAGUCUUCAGAAAGUCCCCGAUGAGGCCAAACUGAAGUUGAUUCAAGAUGUUCUGGGGAGAUUGGACGACGAUUUCGAUGGGCAGUUGAAGAUUGAUGAUGUUUUGAAGAUGUUAGAAAUAAUCGGCAACGAGAACGUAAACCUCUCCGAGAAGCAGAUGGCGGAGCUGAUAGAGCUUCUGGACAAAGAAGAGAUCCUGGAAGUGGAGAGUAAGAUACAGAAAGCUCUGGAUAAAGCGGCCAUCGCUGCCAAGGAACAGGAUAAGAAAGAAGAUGGUGAGGGCAAGACCCGCUUUAAGUUGAGUCACAGAAAUGAUUGGCUAUCCACGAGUCUAUUCGACAUAAUCCGUGAAGCGCACAGACGGCGGGUCAUGAAGAAAAAACAAGCUUCGGAAGUAGAAGCGCCGAUACCAAAAAGUGACGUCAAGGCAGAAGAAGGAAAGCGACCGGAAAGCCAUUGAUUUGUAAACGCUAGAUGUCGUUGUGAGCGAGAGAAAUAGUGUCAUCUCGUUCAGACGUAGGGCGUGGGAUAUGAGUUCUCACUUAUAUGAACAUUGGUAUAGGGGUGCAAACGAGAGAAGUGGUGUCGUCUCACUCUGAUAUAGGGGUUUCGGAUAUGCGUUCUCGCCAAUCCAAACACUGGUACGAGCGAGAGAAAUAAUAUAGAUAUGGUUAUAUUGCUGAUUCGCUUGCACAUAGGGCUGAUGAGAGCGAUAAGUUAUACAAAAAAAUGUUUAUUCAAAAUAAUAUGUAAAAAUAACAUUAACUUUUUCUUAAAAUUAAAUUGGAAUUGAAGGCGUCAUGGAAAAUCGCACUGGAUUAUAACUUUUUAUCUGAACCCGAUAGACAGCGACAUCUCGAUAGGAUAAUAAAUAAUAUUUAAAUACUAGUACUUAUCUACUUCUGUAGGAUAAUGGUUCGGUUGCGAAUCUUUACGUGAAAUGAUCGUAUGUAUUUCAAGUAUGUGUUGCGUUCCAAAUUUUGCUAUUUUAUAUAGUUAUGAAAGUGCCAAUAGGUGGCGUUGUAAUCAAAAUAUAAUUUGCAAAAGAAAAAAAUUUAUAUAAAUGCCAUUGGUGCUUGAAUUAGCUUUGAUAAAAAGCUCUUCCUUCCGGUUUGCUGUGUCAAAUUAGGAAGGACUUGUAUCGGAUUGAUAUCUUAUAUUUUUACCUUUUAUAUGUCUUUUCGAUGUAAACUAUGACAAUAAGCAUUUUAUUUAAAUAUAAUCACCAAACUAUUCCGUCACGUACAAAGUUUUAUUUAUUCUAUGGUUCUGUUUUACCGUUCAGAAAUUUAUUUUUUAUCUGUGAUCACCUUGCUGUAGAUUGCUUUCGUUUAGUAGAUAUUAGCACAAAUUCUACUCUUCAUAUUGUUCAGUCUAACAAAAUGUAUGAAGUUUUAAUACUAAGUUUGUGAUAUAAAAGUAUGAAAAUGCAUUAAUCUUUCAUGGGGCUUGUAAAUUGCAUAUAAUGCAAAUAAAGAAUCUAAACCUGUAAUUUAUUUGUGAAGAGUAUUAUUUAAAGUGUAUUUAUUUUAAAGUAUCUGUGAAGUUAUAAAUUACACAAUAUAAUAGAUGCUGAAAAGUCUUUAAGAUAUUAAAGAUGUCGUAAGAUUA